CCUCACGACUACGCCGGGAACGCCGGCGACAUGGACUACAUCUGCGAGUGUUGGUUGGGGCCGGUGCCGCCCACGCCGUCACCGACAACGCCGGAGCCCACGACGCCCGCCCCUACUAACGAUUGCACGGACGGCGUCGAGGGCUACAGCAACGAGUGCUCGGCCGACUGCUCGUCGACGACCCCGGGAACUUGCCGGUAUUACAUACGCAACGCCGACUGGGGCGAGGAGCGGACGUGCUCGCACUGGUGCGGGAGCCAAGGCCUCACCUGUCACGCCAUGUACGACGACAGCGGCAACAGUUGCUGCAAUUACAAAGGCAACAAACUUAGUUGCGACUACACCGGGGACUCCAGUGACAUGGAUUUCAUCUGCGAGUGUUGGCCAUGAAUUUCCCCCCCUCCU
Pelagomonas calceolata is the source of this 405-nucleotide messenger RNA. Lineage: Eukaryota; Pelagophyceae; Pelagomonadales; Pelagomonadaceae. The record is from the annotation of a GenBank genome assembly.